Molecule: messenger RNA, 3260 nt
Organism: Telopea speciosissima
Lineage: Eukaryota; Viridiplantae; Streptophyta; Magnoliopsida; Proteales; Proteaceae
Exons: 10
Coding region: 126-3089 (987 amino acids)
Molecular function (GO): protein binding
Source: RefSeq, a predicted model, not a curated record
GCGUUGUAAAGCCAGAUAGGGCAACGAAAAACUUUAACCUUUCAGGGCGGUUACCUUCUCCAUUCCAGAGAGCAUCUCGAACGCGAAAACCUCAAGUUUUAAUCGACAUCAAAAUUCCAUCGUCGAUGGGGAAGAGAAAGGAGCGCCGCCUUGCUGCUUUAAGCGGAGCUGGUCGAAGAGUAAAGCUUGAUCUUUUCGCGGAACCCUCUGGAGAUCUGGGUGGCUCCUCUGUACACGAUGAAGUUGAAGGGGAUACAGAUCCAAAUAGUCGUGCUGGAGUCCCCCGUUCAUCAUCUACUUCAGGUCAACUUGAGGAGAAUCCUUUGCUGUUGCUUGGGCAAUAUAGUGACGAGGAAUUGGACGAAGGAAACAAAAAGCCCAAUCAUGAUGCCACCGAGAGUUCCUUGAUCACUCAUACUGGCCAGGUAGAGGAAGCUGUGGUUACAGAAUGUGAAGAACUGGUAGGAAAUGCAAGCAAAGAAGUUGCUUCUCAUCAGGUCAAUGAAGAGGAUGUGGGGAACGAUUUUGCUCAACCUGAUGCUGCCAUAGACAUGGGUAGCGCUGAUACUGUAGAAACUAAUGUUGCUACUUCAGGUGAUCCGGGCAACCAAGCAGAUUCGGGGGCACAAGUCUCUGAUUCAGGGUCUUCUGGGAUACAAGUUGUUGGAGAUGUGACCUCUGGUUGGAAGAUAGUAAUGCAUGAAGAGAGCAAUAAAUACUAUUACUGGAAUAUAGAGACAGGUGAAACAUCAUGGGAAGUACCUGAUGUUUUGACUCAGGGAACAGAAAUGGCCAGUGAACAGAAAGUUCCUGUUGUUAAUGAAGUCAAGGAGAGUUCUCAUGUGGAUAAUUGUGCAUCCAAUCCAAAUUUUACACAACUAAAUGUGUUCUCAAACGUGACUGCUGGUGAUGAGCCUAAUGAUUCUAAAUUGAUACCUGAAUUCAUGGAAAAGCAUGAAUUGGGGCUUGAAAUGGAUAAUUGGAAUGAAAGAUACAAAGAUCAAAGUCUAGAUGAUCUAAAAUUGGGUGCCAAAGUCGAGCAAACAGAAUCGGAUGAUGGCUCUGGUAAAGUUACUGCACCGUGUCAAGAAAUGUCUUCGCUAUGUGGUUAUUCCAAAGAGCAGUCAACCUUUUCCAUUUCAGGCCUGAAAGACCAAAUUACUGGAAUCAAUGAACACCAAGAAAACUAUGAAGCAGGGCGUGCUCUUUCUUCUGAUCUUGUGAAGUAUGGUGAAAGUUUGUUACAGCGUUUAAAGGCAGUAGAAGGAUACAAGGAUAAACCCGAAGGACGUGACUGGUUGUCAAAGUAUAUCUUAGAAGUUGAGAUCAGACUUUCUGAUUUCAAGUCUCUCCUUGCUUAUGGUCCUUCUUUGCUGCCAUUUUGGCUGCACUCUGAAGGACAGCUUAAACGAAUUGAAUGUGCCAUUGAUAAUGAGCUCUCCCAGUUUGUUAAAUCUGAACAACUGCAUGAAGCUGAGAACGUGCAAAGCAUGGGAGACUGUAGAUUGGAUGAGAAGGAAGAUGUAAUAAUCUCUAAUUCUGAAAAUCCACAGAUCCUUCCCGCUGUUGAUAUGCUGAAGGUGGUCAAUAAAGAAUCACAUGACAGAUCUGCCGAUGAUCUUGGUAAUGCUGAAGAAACCCUUUUAACACAAUCUUCUACUCAGCAUUUAGGCAGCAAAGCAGAAGGAAAUUUGGAGAAGGCCAAUGGUACCAAACUUCUGGACAUAUCGAUUUCCAAAACGGGCCCCCAUACGGGUGAAGAUGUUGACAUGGAUGUUGACAUGGAUGUUGAUGAUGAAACUCAUGCAGACAACACGACUUCUGGAUAUGCAUUGAAUGCCAAAUCUUUACCGCGAACUGAUCAACAAAUUCAGCCAACUAUCCCUGCAGAAUACUUCUCGGUGCCUGAAGUUGAAAGUACUGCUCCACCACUUCCAGAUGAAGAGUGGAUACCUCCACCACCUCCUGAUAAUGAACCGGUUCCUCCUCCUCCACCUGAUGACCCGCUCCCCUCAUAUCCCCCACCACCGCUGUAUUCCGAAACAGCAGAAACUCCAUACACGGAGCAGUUCAAUUUGGCUUAUCCAAUUUCUAAUUUUGACUAUUACGGUACCACUAUUACUGAAGUCCCAAAUGCUAAUUAUUAUGCCCAUGUUGAAGUAUGUCAACUAGUUGAGCCUCCUCCGCAACCAGCAUAUUAUGAAACGAUGGAGAACACAUAUCCAGAACCUGCACCUAUAGUAGUAAACCCGCUUCCUGUGGAGUCCAUUGUGUAUUAUGACUAUUCUAACGGAACAGUACCCCCUGGAGCUGUAAUCAAUAGCAUAGAUUCCUCUGGUAUGUACAGUGGAUCUGGUUCUGUGAGUUACCAUGAUACUGCUGCGUCUGCUCAAACGUCAUCUGUUGAGAUCUUCACAGAAUCCAGAAAUAGUUCGGUUCCAAGUACAAUGGUUGAGUCUGAUGUUUCUGCUGUUGGGCAUGAGAAUGAGACGGUUAUUCUACAAGUUCCUCCUACCUUAGCCACUACAGAAAACAAAGUAGCAAAUGAUGGUGGCCCUGCAACAUCAGGAACUGUUGCUUCUGUUGCACAAUCUGCUACUGUAUCUAAGGUCCAGUCUAAAGUUUUGCGAGGCAAGAAACGUACAGUUGCAGUGGCACCUACUUUGAGGUCUAACAAGAAGGUCUCCAGCCUUGUGGACAAGUGGAAAGCUGCUAAAGAGGAGUUGUAUGAGGAUGAGGAAGAUGAACCUCAAAAUGCUUAUGAGUUGUUAGAAAGGAAGCGGCAAAAGGAAAUUGAGGAAUGGCGUGCACAACAAAUUGCUACAGGAGAAGCUAGAGAUAAUGCUAAUUUUCAGCCACUAGGUGGUGAUUGGCGUGAACGGGUUAGGCGUAAGAGGGCUCAAUCAACCAGAGAGGCAGUGGAAGCUGCACCAGAGGUGUCUGUGAAGGAAAAGCAGCAGCCUGAUUUAAUUGAGCUUUCAAGAGAUCUCCCGUCUGGAUGGCAGGCAUAUUGGGAUGAAUCAUCGAAAGAAGUAUACUAUGGGAACACGGUCACUUCGGAGACAACAUGGACCAAGCCGACAAGAUGAGGCAUUUCGUGUUUUUGAUACGUGUUUCUAAAUUUCCAGGGCCCCCGUUUAGGAAUUUACAUCUCAAUAUAUAUUAAUUUAUUUAUUUUUUAGUUCAGAUAAUGUAAGAGGGAAAAAGAAAUGCUCCCCUUUCGUUGGCAUGUAAAGGCACCCUCACUGUUUCUAGGUAGG